This is a messenger RNA of Cynara cardunculus var. scolymus (artichoke), 2086 nucleotides long. Its product is annotated as zinc finger CCCH domain-containing protein 13-like. NCBI's taxonomy places the organism in Eukaryota, Viridiplantae, Streptophyta, Magnoliopsida, Asterales, Asteraceae. Gene Ontology annotation, molecular function: metal ion binding. The record is from RefSeq and is a predicted model, not a curated record. The transcript has 12 exons. Bases 193 to 1617 code for a protein of 474 amino acids.
CUAAUGCCCAAGGGCGGUUCGGUUGUGAUUUUGGGGCUGGAGUGAUCGCCACCGUAUCGGAGUUUCGAGUUUCCAUUUGCAGCAGUUCAUCGUUUUUGCUCUUUAAGGCAUUAACAGCUUCUAACGGGUCGAGAUUGAUAAGCGCAAAUCUUUAUAUCUCUCUGUAUAUAUACUUGUGGAAUCGAAUCGAUAAUGGUGGGACGGAAACUGUUCAAAACGAGGAUAUGCUUACUGUAUAGGAAGGGUCAUUGCCAUCGUCAGACCUGCUCUUUUGCCCAUGGCGAUGCUGAGCUCCGUCGCUAUAAUUCUUCUUCUUCGUCCUCCUUUCAUGGGAGGCGGGAAUAUCGUGGUGCUGAUUUAAGAGAUAAGCUAGGCAGACAGCGUUCCCCUCCUUGGAGAAACUCUCUUGAUAGAGAUGCAAGAGAUCAACUCCCAUCUCAUGGACAUAAUUCUCCAAGAUUGGGGAGAAAGAGACUGUUCUAUACACACAGUGAUUGGGAUCACAGAAAGAGGCAGGACUUUGACGGUGAAAAUGAUUUCUCUGGAAACUUGAGGUUAUCAGAUGGGGCUGAACGACAAACCAGAGAAAGAAAACCCUCAUUCACAGAAUUUAAGGAGGUUCAUGAUGAGCAGUUGAUGCAAGUGCAAUCUGAAAUUGAUAUGCUUGAAGAUCACAAGCAACAACUGCAGAUCUAUUUGGAAGAAAGGUUCCAAGAAGCAGAUAGUCUAAAUUCUAAAAUUGAAGAGCUUGAGAUGCAAUUGACCGUGGAGAAAGAGGAAUACAAAAGAAUUUCUUCCAAAAUCAGGAAGUUCAUCAAGGCAAAUAAUCGUCACAUAAGGAUACAAGAUGAACUGAAGAGGUCGCAAGCUCGUCUUCAAAAGCUUGGGGAUCAGCUUGGUUCUGAUGCCAGAGCUGCUGCGAAUGAAGAGGAUAUCAGCAUUAAUAUAUUAAGUGACGAAGAUACUCUGGGCAAUAUGAUCCCCAAAAACGAUAAGGUUUCACCAAGGAAGGAUGAGAUGUUGGGCAAUCAUUUAAUGGGCCCACAGAAGGAUCAAUAUAAGUCUUCUCCAAGCAAGAAAAGGAUGAGGUUUCAUAUGGUAGAAGCUGAUGAAAAAUCAAAACAAGCAAGUUCAACAAGAGAACGGCUAGGUAUGGGAAAUAUGAAAUCUGAGAGGCAUCCUAGAUGGGAUGCAUAUCUUGAUCAAACAAAAAACACUGAUGAAGCAAGGUCAGAGGCUAAUGGAAUCAGCAAUGCUAGACCUUCGGUUAACGAUGGCAAGCCUUUGCGAAGAAAGAGCAAUUUCACCAGCGCCCCCUCAGGAGAUAAGAUUAAGGAUCAUGAGUCGACUAGAACGGCGGUAAAUAUUGUGGAUGAUGUUGUUGAAGUGGUUGAAUUGAAUGAAAAGCUUGAGGCGGAAGAAGUCGCCUCUGAUAGAGUUGAGGGAGGUUCUACACUUGACAAUGCAGCCUUGCCAUUUCUGUUGCCACCUCCACCACCUCCUGCAGUCGUACAGAAUGCUUACUUACAGUACAAGGGGAAAGAUGAGAAUGUGGAUGUGGUUGAUGAUGAUGGUGAUGAUCUUGAUGAUGAAAUGGUGGAUGUGGAUAUUGGUUGACUGCCUCUUCCCCCUUGUUUCAUUGCAGCUUCUCUAAGAACUUGCGACUCUCGUUAUGUUCAUGUUGAAGUUUCGUAAAAGAAUUCGAAAGUUUUUUGAACUUUUAGGCCUUGGAUCACAGGGUCUCGUGAUGACACAAGGUCCAUGCACGACAAGGCACUCACGUUUUUGUACAUCGAUGUUUUUGUUCGUCAAAUCUAAAAUUGACAAAUGCAUUUAGUAUGCAAUCAUUAAAAUGGUGUUCUAGAACUUGAGUUUUGAGCGAUCGGUGUAUUUUGUGCCGUGGAACAUGGACCUUGGGUGUAUUUUAUCAGGCCGUGUGUUUCCUUGGAAACCUCUUCGUCUCUUGAGAUAGAGGAAAUAUAUGCAUACGUCUUACGGGCACCCAUAUCCUCAAUCGCACCCCACAUUUGGUUGGGAUAUAUUGGGUUGGUUUGAUUGUUUUAUAUUCUCCUUCGAUGAAAAAGGC